GAUACCAAAUCUUACUUCUCCAUCUUUUCCAUAGACUCAAGAGUCUCUGCCCCCUUACUUCCUCUUACUUCUAAAAUAUGGCUUUCUCAAGGAGUUAUCUUGCUGCCCUUGUUCUUCUCUCUCUCUUGUUUCUUCAUGUCACUGAAGCCCAAUUGAAGGGUACCAGUGAGGCACCAGCUCCUUCACCAAGUCAGAAUAUAGAUUGCGGGAAGGCGUGUGAAGGCAGAUGCAAAUCAUCAAAGAGGCCUAACCUGUGCAAGAGGUCUUGCGGCAGCUGCUGCCAUGAGUGCAACUGUGUCCCUCCGGGCACAUCUGGCAACUACAAUGUCUGCCCUUGCUAUGCUAACCGUACGACCGAGAAGAAUGGCAAAAAGUAUCGUAAAUGUCCUUAGAUUUCAUUGCAUCAUCUGUUUUUUUCCCUAGGGUUUUUGCUUCCCAGAUAUUCAUUGAGUCUGCAAGUUGGAGAACUCUUAAGAAGAUUUAAUUUUCUUUUCCUAAGUAUUGAUGGAGUUGAUCGUGAGCUUCCAGGAAAAAAAAAAAAAAUUAUUGUAAGUUGCUGAUACAAGCAUCCAACUGUUGUCUUGUCUGCCUAUUGCACUACAUUCAAAAUUAAAUAAAUUUAUGUCCUUUAGAUUCCACUUCGAGGAAAUUGUUUGGUGGUUAUUAAAUGCAAAAUUAAAUC
Rubroshorea leprosula is the source of this 682-nucleotide messenger RNA. The record is from the annotation of a GenBank genome assembly. Lineage: Eukaryota; Viridiplantae; Streptophyta; Magnoliopsida; Malvales; Dipterocarpaceae.